Messenger RNA from Labrus mixtus (cuckoo wrasse), 1798 nucleotides. RefSeq names its product serum amyloid A-like 1 (gene saal1). NCBI's taxonomy places the organism in Eukaryota, Metazoa, Chordata, Actinopteri, Labriformes, Labridae. The transcript has 13 exons. Bases 154 to 1548 code for a protein of 464 amino acids. The record is from RefSeq and is a predicted model, not a curated record.
ACGACGCAGUACCUACGUAAACACUUCGCGCAUGCGUAUAGCGAUUCUUUACUAAAUGGAGGCUGCUUGAAAUGUCCACUGUGACAAAUUGAAUGCGAUUUUAAAAAAGCAUUCCGUAUUACCCAAAUGUUUGGCUUGUAAGGCUCGGUCACUAUGGACUCUGGCAGGGAAACCGAAAGAUCCUCAUCUCCAACUGGAAUACAGUCUCUUGAAACUGACAGAAACCCAUCACCACCCCACGACACAAACGAUGGAGAGGACGAGGAAGAUUUGGAUGCCGUUGGAGACACAGUUUAUAGCAAGCACUGGAUUUUCAGCACCCUGACUCGUCUCAUCAAUAUGGUCACGGCACAUUUGGAGUCGGACUCUGAGGGUGAGAUGCAGCUCGCUGAUGAUGAUGAGGAGGAUCUAUGUAAAGUCUGGGAUAUGGCAAUGGACAAGGAUGUUGCAGGUCUUCUGCAGGAAUUCAAAGCUACCGACAUCCUUCUCGGGGUUAUAGCCAAAUCACGCUGUCCACGUCUCACAGAAAUUUGUGUAGGAAUUCUUGGGAAUAUUGCUUGCUUCCCGGAAACCUGUCUGACUCUUAGCCUGCAUGAAGACUUGGGCGCUGUGCUGUUGCUUCUUCUUGGGGAACCAGAUCCGCCCACCCUUCUGGAAACAAGCAGGUUGCUGCUGACCUGUUUGUCUCAGAAAGAUGUCUGCUCCCUGUGGCUUCAGCGAAUACGAGAGGAGACGUCCGUGCUCUUCAACCUCUGUUUCAUCAUGUUUUGUUCCACCAACACUGACCUGCUGGAGAAGGUUGGAGAGCUGGUUGAAAAACUCUUUGACCUCGAUGAAGAGCUGAUGAAGAGAUGGAUCACCGCUGAGCCGAGUAAGGAGGAGGAGAAGGCCGAUGGUGAAGGCCGUCAGGACGUGGCCUCGUGUCUUCUUGAGGCAGCCAAGCAGCUGAGAUCAGAGAGUCCAAAUGGCCUAGAGGUUUAUCUUCAUGCCCUCCAACUCCUGACCACCAUAGACGAGGGCAUGCAGGCUUUUGCUGCCCCGGAUGGACCAGGCAAAGAAGUGUGGGACUUUGUCUGUGAUGUCGUGUGCGACGACCUCUGCCAGUCAAAUGAUCUCUCGGCCGUCUUGCUGGAGCAGAAGAGCAUUUUGGUUCAAGCGUUUGCUGUGUUGCAGGCACUUUACAGGUGCCAGGAUCAGUGGCAUAACAGAAGUGAUGCAAGUCUUCCUCUUAUCGGAGCAGUUUUGAGGGUUCUUCAGUACCACAGUGAGAGUAAAAAUAACGACACCAAUGAAGAAGACACAAAAGAUGAACAGCUCCAGACGCUGGCAGAGAUCGCAGCCGAGUUUUUGGCUGACAUCUGCGCUCAGAUUCCAAAGACAACUGUGGCAGAUUUGGUGAAGGAAGGUCAUCUUACAGAGAAGACUUGUCUCACAGCGCUGGGCUGUUUGGUUCACAACUACAAGACUUCUUUUCAGCACCUGCAGUCGAUGCUGUCAGAGACUGAUCCCCGACUGGCAGACGUUGUGAGGGAACAGUUUCCUGUGUGAGAUGCCCAUCGAGUGCUCACCUCUCAUCCAGAGUCUUGCCUCGGCUUUUUAUAGUUACGGCUAUUUCCCCUCCCAAGGAUCCUGCUCCGAGGUGUACUGUUUGGAUUUCCAUUGGACUUAACAAAGAUGUCACACAAUCACCAGCUGUGGACAAUGUGACAAAGACUGUCUAGUUUUGUUCUCUUUUUUUAAUGUGAAUGUUCUUUUUGUUUUGAUGAGUUUGACUUUUAUUAAACAGAUUUUUCAAGAA